UAGGAUACCUGAGUUAAAAGUUUUAAUGAAUUGGUUGAAAUCCUGCAAAUUUCUUCAUAGCUUCUAGGGGUUUUUUUCUUCUUUGUUUGCUCUCAUGGAUCGGAGUAAAAAGCGAGGGGGCCGUGAUGAUUCUUCUGCGAAACCAGAGUAUAACAAGAAGCACCAAUCCUUGUCGACUCGAGACACUCGGAGUGAAGCUCAUGAGCAGCAGCAACAGAGUAAGCGUCCGACUUUCACAUCGUAUCUCGAUAACCCCAAUUUGUCCCCCAAAGUGAAAAUACUCUGUGAAAUCAUUGCCAGUUCACCUUCCCUUGCCGUCGAGAAGAUCCUCGGAGAUACUGGAAUUAAAGUUACCACCGAAGAUGUCGAAGAGGUUCUGAAGCAUUCGUAUAGUUUUCCUGCCCAGGCAGUGAAGUUCUUCCGCUGGACCGGUUUACAGCUGAACGACAAGCAUAGCCCCUACUCGUGGAACUUGGUCGUCGACUUAUUAGGGAAGAGUUGUUUAUUCGAGGCAAUGUGGGAUGCCAUAAAGUCAAUGAAGGCGGAAGCUUUGCUGUCCCUGGCGACGUUCGCCUCCGUUUUCAGCAGUUAUGUGGUUGCCGACCGUGUUGAUGAGGCCAUCAUGACGUUCGAGGUUAUGGACCAGUAUGGAAUUCCCCGGGACGUUAUCGCAUUGAAUUCGCUGCUCAGCGCGAUUUGCAGAGAUGGGAAGACAGCUAGGGCGAAGCAGUUUUUGGACAUUGCCAAGGGUAAGAUCCGACCAGAUGCGGAUACUUAUGCAAUUUUACUUGAAGGUUGUGAGAAUGAAGGCAAUGUUGCUUGUGCUCGGCUGACUUUUGGGGAGAUGGUGGUUGAUAUUGGUUGGGACCCCCGGAAUGUCCCGGCCUAUGACUCGUUCUUGAAUACAUUGCUCAAGAAUCAUGACGGUAUGCAUGAAGCUAUGAAGUUCUUUGACGCCAUGAUAGAGAAAAGGUGUUUCCCUGGGGUGAGAUUCUUCAAGGCAGCAAUGGAGGAGUUUGUCAAGACCAGCAAUAUUCGUAGUGCUUCUUCCCUCUGGGAUGCAAUGGUGGGGAGGAGUGGCUUCAGACCUGAUACCCAGAUGUACCAUAGUAUGAUUACCCUGUAUUGCCAUAGCAACAACUAUGACAUUGCUCAGCGAUUCUUGGACGAAAUGGUCUUCAAUGGAGUGUUCCCUGAUUCAAAUACCUAUAAUCUCUUGUUUCAAUUCUUAAUAAAGAGUAGGAAGCUAAGGGAGGCUUCAGCUAUAUUCAAUGAGAUGGUUAAAAAUGAGUGUAUUCCCAGUGAGAGCAAUUGCACCUCGGCCAUUAAGAUUUUCUUGGAUAUAGGUGAUCCUCAAAUGGCAAUCAAGGUUUGGAAGUGCAUGAUUGAGAAUGGAAUGUCUGGUUUGGAGGAGACUGGAAACUUCUUGAUUGGGGGUCUCCGUGACCUUGAUAGGCUUCCAGAAGCAUGCAAAUAUGCAGAGGAUAUGAUCGAAAGAAGGAUCAAGUUGACCUCUUCUACAUUGUCAAAGCUGAAACAAAGUCUUUCCAAAUCAGGGAAGUCAUAUCAGUAUGAAGAACUUCUAAGGAAGUGGAAGUCACAUUAAAUAGGUGCGAAUCAUCUGCAAUUUUGUAAUUUAAAGAGAAGCUCUUCUUUUGCUAUUACCCUUUGACUGUUCCCUUCCAUGCAAUUUAGCAUUUACUCUGGAAAAUGUGUUGUAUCUAUAUUAUUGAAUGGUCAUCAGAGAUGCCUUGUUAU
Messenger RNA from Telopea speciosissima, 1758 nucleotides. Its product is annotated as pentatricopeptide repeat-containing protein At1g77360, mitochondrial-like. Lineage: Eukaryota; Viridiplantae; Streptophyta; Magnoliopsida; Proteales; Proteaceae. Gene Ontology annotation, molecular function: protein binding. Bases 95 to 1606 code for a protein of 503 amino acids. The record is from RefSeq and is a predicted model, not a curated record. The transcript has a single exon.